This is a messenger RNA of Gadus macrocephalus (Pacific cod), 3152 nucleotides long. Its product is annotated as probable G-protein coupled receptor 174. Gene Ontology annotation, biological process: phospholipase C-activating G protein-coupled receptor signaling pathway; positive regulation of Rho protein signal transduction. The transcript has 3 exons. Bases 552 to 1541 code for a protein of 329 amino acids. Gene Ontology annotation, cellular component: membrane. NCBI's taxonomy places the organism in Eukaryota, Metazoa, Chordata, Actinopteri, Gadiformes, Gadidae. Gene Ontology annotation, molecular function: G protein-coupled receptor activity. The record is from RefSeq and is a predicted model, not a curated record.
CACUGCGGGUGUUAAUAGAAAGUGAGGAAGAGGAAGGGGAAAGAGAAGCCAGAGAAGUAUACUAGAAUAGCAGAAUAGUACCAAAAACUGAAAGAAUGGCAACACAGGAUAGGCAAAUUAGGUAUUAUUUUAAAGAGUUAUGAUAACACAGGAGGGAGAUUCAAUAGGGUGAGUUGAGAUUGUGGUGGGUGUUCAUAUGGGUGGGAUAAGGAAAGUAAGGGGCGGGGGGGAUUGACUUUUGUUUUUCGGUGCCUGUGCUCUUCGGUCUUUCUACUGAGAAGGGAACGUUGACAGACGCCUGAGCUCCGGCAAAACACCAGGACGUCCCAGAUAAGAGCAGUGAGAUCAUGGGACCGGGACUGGGACAUUAGUGGCUCUACUGGUCAAUGGAUGGCGUGGACGACGCUCACAGCAAACACCUCUCCCCACAGACGACAACAAAGCACCUUGGCUGGAUAUACAAGAGGAAGAGCAAGUGGGUGUAGGAGGAAGCCCAACCCCUCGAUUGAUCGAGGUGCUAGGCAGAGCCAGAGAUCAAAAGCAGAACAGUCAUGGAGAUGAGCGGAGUGAACCAGAGCUGUGUCAGCAACACGGAGCUCCAGAGCUACCAGCACCAAGUCUAUGUGGUGGUGUACGCCAUCAUCUUUACCCUGGGGCUGCCUUGUAACUUGGUAGCGCUCUGGGUCUUCCGGCAGUACGUGAAGGAGACCAAGAAAGCAGUGUUGUUCAUGAUGAACCUGGCCUUGGCCGACCUGAUGCAGGUGCUCACCUUGCCCCUGCGGAUCUACUACUACCAUUACAACAAAUGGCCCUUCGGCCAGCCCUUCUGCGUCUUCUGCUUCUACCUCAAGUACGUCAACAUGUACGCCUCCAUCUUCUUCAUGGCGUGCAUCAGCCUGCGCCGGUGCGAGCUCAACAUGUAUCCCCUGAAGCACAGCUCGUCCAAGAAGAAGGGAGACUUGGUCGUCUGCGUCUCAGGCUGGCUGCUGGUCUUCCUCUGCUGCGUCCCCUUCCCCGUCCUCCGCACUCCCAGACAGCCCCAGGCCGACCCCGACCCCGGGGCCGGCGGCGAUGCCCUGGUCAGCGCCACGAGCCCCAGCCUCCGGGGCUCUGCCGGAAACGAGGUUUGCUUCUCAGAGCUGCCCAUGCAGCCCGUGGGCAUACCGGUGGCCUGGACCCUCAUCAUCCUGGCCGAGUUGCUGGGCUUCGUCCUGCCCUUGGUCCUGGUGCUCGUGUGCGCCUGCCUGAACGUGGCGAGCCUGCGGAGCCGGACGGAAGGGGUGUCCCAUGACCGGCGGGAGCAGCGGCGGGCCAUGAAGAUGGUGAUGAGCUGUCUGACGGUGUUCCUGGUGUGCUUUGUCCCGUACCACGUGACCUUUCCCCUGGACUUCCUGGCCAAGGUGGGCGCCCUGGGCUGCAGCCUGCGGGAGCAGGUGCUGCGGAGCCACCCGUGGACGCUGUGCCUGGCGAGCAUCAACUCCUGCCUGGACCCCAUCAUGUACUAUCGCACCACCAAAGAGUUCUGGAGGCGGGGACGUUGAGGCGUCGGCUGACACGCCGAGGAACCCUAACGUGCGCUGCCUCAAAAAACCGCCAAAAGGUUGUUCUUGUUGUGGACGAUUUGUUGAAUGUAAUUUUUUUAUAUUGCAUCUGUUUUAGGUAUCUUUUUUAAAACACAGGGGUGUUUUUACUAUUGUUUCCAUUUGUACUACUCCGUUAGUUAUAUUUCCUUUGCAGGAGAACGGAUUUUCCUUUUGCCUACCGGAAAGUCCCCACACCAUUUAAUGUGAAACAAAAGAUCAAAGCUCUGAACGCCGAGGGACAAAGGUGGCAUUGACACAGAACUUGUCAAUGCCACUGAGUGAAUGUAUAGAAUACCGAAACCAUUUAAAGAAGCAUUUCUUUGGGAGAAAUGAUAUUGGAUGAAAGUAUUGUGUGAUUAAACUAUUUCAUUAAUAGUUUGUGUCAUAUAUGUGUAAUAGUUGUGCAUUAUAGUAAUUUAAAAAUAAACAUAUAGAGCAGGCUUCUAAAGGUUAAGAAAUGUAACUUUAUUCAACAACAAAUUACAAUUACAAAGUGACAUUAAUUUCAGUAACUUUACACAAAACCAUAUUAUCUUUCAUCAAAACAGUUUGACUAUCUCCUUGUGUUUGGAAACACACUUCACCAGGCACAGCUCUUUCCCUUCCGAUUGUCCUUCUUUACAGCUAGAUUUUUAUGGGAAGCCGUUUUAAUUGUUAUUUCACAAUUUAAUUACAAACAUUUGAAACAUUUAUAUACAAAAUUUAGCAGUCGUGUUUGAAUCAAUUGAAACAACUUGAGGUACACAAAUAAAAUCCUUGGAAAUGGUAACGAAAAAGGUAGUCAUUUGCAAAAUUGCCAAAAGUCUCAAUUCUGUUAGGUCAGUUAUUAAUUAUUUUUGCACCUGCCACUUCUCAUUCCCUCAACCGAAUCUUAUACAUUAGCAUGUCCUGUGGGGGAGCAAUCUCUCCUCUUUGAGGUUUGAUGUCAUUGAUACAGUAACAAGUUCAGACAGUAGGAAGGAUCUUCACGUACAGACUAAGACCUCCGGGACGGCCUCAUUAUGACGACACAAAAUAAACAAACAAGUGCAUUGUUGUGGGGUUUCAUCCAUCCGUCUUAGAUAGGUUUUUAAAACGUACACCAUUGAAGUCUGGAAGGUAUAGGACUCUUCUAAACAUCUCCCUAAGGUCUCACAUAAGACGGGUUUCACAUAUAAUAACGCUUCUGUGUGAGGUGAUCGGAUGUUGCAACAUGCCAAUAGAUGUAGCAUCACUAGCUAAUAUAUGUACGAAAGAUAGCUUAUACAUGUAGGAUAGCUAGCUAAUAGAUGUAGGAUCACUUGCUUAUUGAUGAUUCAGGUUGUUAUUUAUCCCGGGGGAAAUUGUUUCAUUGCUAGCUAAAACAUGUAGGAUAGCUAGCUAACAGGAUCAAACUAAACAGCCCCAGUAAAACAUAAGCUAGCAUUAUGGAAGGAAUGACCAGCACAAGACUAGAUAGGGACCAGGUUAGUUCAUAAGCAAUCAAUAACCUAUAGAUUUUACAUUGUGGUAGCUUAUAACGCUGAAACAUCAAAUUCACUUGGGGAAAGAGCGGGAAAAGCAUAAUGUUCAGUAGUAAGGUAAUUUUUU